Paramisgurnus dabryanus is the source of this 4827-nucleotide messenger RNA. It is a transcript of the gene znf281b, whose product is annotated as zinc finger protein 281b. Lineage: Eukaryota; Metazoa; Chordata; Actinopteri; Cypriniformes; Cobitidae. Gene Ontology annotation, molecular function: RNA polymerase II cis-regulatory region sequence-specific DNA binding; DNA-binding transcription factor activity, RNA polymerase II-specific. The record is from RefSeq and is a predicted model, not a curated record. Gene Ontology annotation, biological process: regulation of transcription by RNA polymerase II.
CCCCCUGCUUGACGAGUCCUGCUUGUCUCCGUCUGUCUCCUCUCACGACCCGUCCGCUCAACCCACAAUUCCCAGCGUCGACACAACAUGGAAGAGGCCAACAGCUGCAAGAGAACAAUGUUAUGGCUGUGAAAUAACUUCAAGACCCGAACGCCGAGAUUCUUCUGAACGCUGCGAGUCGGCCGUGGUCAUGUACAACUUAUUUUGUCAUCUAAGCUGAAUGAACUUUGGCCUUUUGAAGACCCAAGCAUGAGUAUUAUCCAGGACAAGCUAGGCAAUGAGUUUUUACGAAACGGAGGCAUGGACCCCAACUUUCCCCCCAGCAUGAUUAUGUUUAGUCAUUUACCACCAGUGACCAGUUUCACACGGCUGACUUCUCAAGCCUCCAUGGGGGAUCUGCCUCAGGAAAUGAUCCUGAAGAAGGAGCGUGACUCUCCCGACCAUGGUGGUGGCUUUCUCCAUAGUAUGGGUAUCAAACAGGAGAAGCUCAGCGAGUUCGACUACCGUCUCCCGAUGUAUGCAGGAACUGGAAUGACAGGAGGAAAAAGCACUGAUAUGCUGGACAUGUCGCUUGGAAACCACCAAAAUAUGCUUCUGCAUGACCUAAGCCUUUCAAAUCAGUUCUCUGGGAGAUUAGGGAAAGACCCAAAAGAAUCUGGAAAUAGAAGAGGGAAGAAGGCAAAUGGAGAAGGACCAGAGGGCAAAUCCAGAAGAAAACAAGGGGACUCUGCAAAGUCGCUCAUGCUAGAUGGGGAUGCUGGACCUCUCUCUCCAAACUCUAAACCACACAUAUGCGAGCACUGCAACGCAGCCUUCCGCAGUUCCUAUCACCUGCGCAGACAUGUGCUCAUUCACACAGGUGAGAGGCCUUUCAGGUGUAGUCAGUGUAAUAUGAGCUUCAUACAGAAGUAUCUGCUGCAGCGGCAUGAGAAAAUCCACAGUGGGGAGAAACCUUUCAGCUGCGACCAGUGCAACAUGCGCUUUAUUCAGAAGUAUCACAUGGAGAGGCACAAAAGGACACACAGUGGGGAAAAGCCAUAUAAAUGUGACACCUGUCUACAGUAUUUCUCAAGAACGGAUCGAUUAUUAAAGCACAAGAGAACCUGUGGAGAAGCCAUAAAGAAAGGUCUGGACCCAGGGAUGCUAGACCUUGGAGAUGAGGACAUGGGACAAGGCAGCUACCUACUCACUCAGGGAAACACCAGCGCUCCACCACGCAAGAGGGGCAAGUCCAAAAUUGGCAACGAGGGAGGGGAGCGACGACGGAAGAAAGCUUCGGGGGGAGGAGGGGCGCAUAUGACACGGGGACACUAUGAUGCGGACCUCCCCAGUGGAUCAGGGGCAUCUUCUUCAGGAGGUCUGGCUGAGACGAACAUGGACAACCAGCAUGGACGCACGCCAAAGCUUGUCUUCAAGAAAGGCGGUCGCAAGGGAAUGGAUAAGGAUCAAGUGUCUAUGGAUGAGGCCCACCAGGCCUCUAGUCUUCAUGAACAGAAGCCAGGUACUCUGGACAUGUCUGGCCCUGGAAGCAUGGACGGUCUUGGCCUUCUCCAAACCUCCGGUGGACACAAACAGGGAGGUACCAGCAGCAACUAUGACGAUGCCAUGCAAUUUUUGAAAAAGAGACGGUACCUGCACGCUGCUAACAGCAGCGGUGGUCCUGACUUCAGCUCCGUCCACCUUCCCCAGCCGACGGUCAUCCAGGGAGGGAUAGGAGAACCCACAUUGGCCUUGCUUGACACUUCACCUUUAAUAAGUGUCGACAAACAUGACAAGUCAGGGAUCCCAGAUGAGGUGCUGCAGAGCUUGCUUGACCACUAUACCCACAAAUCUGAUGUGACAUUUGAUCUGCAAGAUCCACACCAUGUGGAAUUGCAGCCGGCCUCAUCCACCCCUGAGCUCGUUCAAGAUGACGGGUCCUCUGGUGACAAGAGUGGGGUGAUGAACGAAUAUUCAAAGUUCUUGCUACAGACCUUGGAGAGAACCAGCCACAGCAGCAGCUUCGUGUUGGGUCCAUCCGGACCCUUCCCAAGCCUCCUGUCGUCAAGUGGCAGCCCUUCUAGCACUCUCUUCACAGACAAGAACAUCUACAGUGCCUCCUCGAUGGAGUGUGGAUUUGGACAGCCUGUUUCCUCCCCUCUAGCGCCUUCCUCGUCUUCCCUAACUAAGUCCCAUUUUGCAAUGCUGGUAGGUUCUCCGUCGCCUUCCCAUGCCUCGCCGUCCUCCCAACAAGGCUUUCAUCUUAGCAGCCUGGAACCAGCAACACACCAGCAGCUUACCCCAUCUCAGGAGCUUACUGACCAGCUAGAGAAGCAGCACUCACCGCAAUAUCCUCUCACGACUCAGGAGCUGACCAACAGCAGCAGCCAGAAAGACCAGCAGACCAAGAAUGGCACCUCUUCGGCCAACAACAACGGAAACUGCACUAAUGGCAGUUCAUCUAAUGGCUCCGUCUACUCUCUGGGCCAACCUCCUGACCUCACUUCACUCGAGCCCUCUAAAGAAGUGGACAUGCGUUCCACCUACCAGAUUGAGAACUUUGCCCAAGCCUUUGGGUCCCAGUUCAAGUCUGGUCGCCAGACCCCGCUUGGCUACGUCGGCGACCCGCGGGUAGGGGUUGGGGAAGUUGACCACAGAAUACAGCGGACUACCGUGUCUGAAUUCUCAGGGUAUACUAGUCUGUUAGCAGACGUCAAUGAGCCAGCUAGCUCAGGAUCCAAAACCCCCACAAGCCAAAGUUACAGGUAAGGGUUUAGGUAGCUCACCUAACCCUGUUUUGGGGGAUGAGGACUUUCUCUAAUGCUUCCUCCUCUUCACCGAGUAAACUUUUAUAUUACACUGCCAUUAAAUGUCAAUAGAGGACUUUACCAGGGAAGGCCUACACGACCUCAAAUGCAAUUUUCAUGUUCUUUUUAAUGUAUUUUAGUCAUUUGUUUUAUUAGUAUAGUGGAUGUAAGAUUAGAUUUAAUGACAUUUUCAACAAAAUUAGAGGUUAGCUAAUGGACUUGUUUGUUUUUUUCAGAUACCUAUAUGUCUUAGCUAGCGUAGUCCAAUUAAGGUGUAAGAUUAAAUUAAUAAUGAAAGAUGUCAGGGAGUGGCCCAGUAUUCAAUGGCAAAAAAAUGUAUUGUCUGUUACAAAAAUCUAAAGUAUUACUCAGGAAAAGCAGUAACCUUUUUUUAAUGAGGUGUUGGAACGCCGUUUUUUACAGGUGUACUUUGAAAUGACAGUAAAGCUUUGUUUUUGAAGUUCCUUAAAGAGAAAGACAAGUCAAUUUGGAAUUCAACUUUUGACACUGGUGACUCUUUUCACUACUUUACAUUGCUUACGGUACUUCUAAUGUUAAUGUGAAAACACUUGCAUACUUUAAUCACUAAGGGCCAUGUAAAGAAAAAAUACUGGUAGUCAAGUAGGCAGAUAGGAACAUUUAAGAAUCUGUAGAUAUUUAUUUGUAGCUACAUGGAACUACAUAACUUUUGUCUCAGGGUGAGCAGUAAUUCUUAUCCCCUUCUUUAAACUUUACUUUUUUUGUCAGUUGAAAUCAUUUUUAUGUCUCAAGGAAUGAAAUAAGCACUUUUAUACACCAUUAAAAGCAAGAAUUCAGAUUCAGGACACAAAAAAUUAUUAUUUUUGAUGAAGAAAGCUGUGAUUUUUAAAAGUGAGGGAAGGAGCGGCAGAUUUGCUGAUUGACGAAGGGCAUUCGAAUUUUUGAAUAUUCAUUGGUGGUAUUGGGGAUAUACUGUUAUGAAGUACCUUUUUUAUUUUUUUUUAUGGUUGUGGCCCUUAGGUUAACAACAGUACCCUUGCAGAGCAGACAAGCUUUGAGGUCUAAUGCUUUCAAAGUGUUCAGGUAAUUAUUCGACAUGGUUUGAGUAGCAAACCUCUCACCACAUAGUUUUAAAUUUAAUGCCUGACAAAAUUCCAAGCUUCCCUUUUAAAUUGUUGCAAGGAGCAGAGCGCAACGCGUCGACUUGUGAAAUGUACGAAAGGACCUAAACCUGUGGUGUGUUAAUUUUAAAUCUUGUUUGGUUUUGAUUGAGCAAUGAAUUAGGAAUGAAGCCGAUCACAGAGAGACUUGACUUUGAAACGAGGUUGUCGUCUUCCCAAUGCAAUUUUGAUGCCCUUGGAAAAAGUGGUGGGCAGCUUUGUCUUCCACUUCCUGUGGAUUGUGGCCCAUGCAGUGAACCAUUGCUGUCCUGUAUGAGAGCCUUCAGUUGUCCUGCCUUGUUUUUUCCUUGCCUUUUAUGGAGUCCUGUCACAGAAAUGCCAUUGCUGUGAUGUUGAGAACAAAGACUGAAUGCUGCACUCCAAACUCGUUCCAUGCUUUUAUAGAAAGAAAAAAAAACUUAAAAAAUAAAAUAAAAAGAGAGUGGUGUGAAGAAUAGGAUUGACCUUAAUAUACCUCAUAUCAUUGUAAAAAUGAGAAAACCAGGGACAUGUGUUUCAUGUAGUGGGAAUAUUGUAGUAUGCAUCAGCUUAUUGUAUAAUCAUAUAAUACCACCUUUGUUUACAGUUUAAGCUGAUAUGAUGGAAAACAAAUGUACUACUUUUUUGUCUGUUAAGCGGUGAUGCCAAGCAGUGUUUCAUUGUAGAAAAUGCCUAGAAUUUCAUGAUUUUGUCUGUUUUCCUCUUUGUUUUUGUUACUUGCCAUGUGUUUUGAUAUAUGAUUUCUAGAAAUACUUUGUUUACAGUAAUGUACAAAAACACUAAAAUGUUUUUGCUUUCUUUUUUGUUUUCGAGUAUGCAUGAUAUGAAGUUUGUUUUGUUUUUGUUUAUGGCUUUUCCCUGAUCACCAUUGCACCAAAAGUUUGUAGCAUAUGCGUCCCCGA